Cannabis sativa is the source of this 1068-nucleotide messenger RNA. RefSeq lists its product as uncharacterized. The coding region runs from base 78 to 863 and encodes 261 amino acids. Gene Ontology annotation, molecular function: S-adenosylmethionine-dependent methyltransferase activity. The transcript is spliced from 2 exons. NCBI's taxonomy places the organism in Eukaryota, Viridiplantae, Streptophyta, Magnoliopsida, Rosales, Cannabaceae. The record is from RefSeq and is a predicted model, not a curated record.
AUUGUGGAAAGAAAAGGUUUUAUUAAUAUAUAUAGAAUCAGUUGUUGGAUUUAGAAGAACUCUAAAGUCAACUAUCCAUGGCGGGUUUGUUUGAUAAGCAAGCAGAUGUAUAUGCGGAUGCUCGGCCUACUUACCCAAUUGAAUGGUAUUCAAAGUUGGCUGCUCUUACUUCUCACCACACCUUGGCCUGGGACGUUGCCACUGGAAGUGGCCAAGCUGCUAUCGAUGUAGCAAAGCACUACGAACAAGUAAUAGCAACAGAUGUGAGCGAGUCUCAGCUAGAGCGAGCAAAGCCCCACAGUCGAGUCCGAUACAUUCACACUCCACUGACCACAAACGACAACGAAAUAGUGUCGUUAAUUGGAGGCGGUUGUGAAAACUCAGUGGACUUGAUAACAGUGGCUCAGGCCAUCCACUGGUUCGAUCUACCGAGCUUCUACUCUCUGGUCAGUCGCCUUCUGCGCAAGCCAGGUGGAGUUAUUGCCGUAUGGGGCUACAACGACAUAGUUGUGAGCUCCUCAUUUGACGCUGUAUUGAAGAAAUUCCACGACACGACGCUGCCAUAUUGGGACAGUAACAUUAAGCACAUCUUCGAUGGGUACAAAACGAUGCCGUUUCCAUUUGAAGAGGUUGGGUUGGGACGUGAGGGUAAUCCAUUGGAUCUGGAUAUUCCUAAGGAGCUUUCGUUUGAUGGAGUUUUGAAGAUGUUGAAGUCUUGGUCUGCUGUGAUUACUGCUAAGAGUCUAGGCGUGGAUCUGCUAUGUGAAGAGGUUGUUGAGGAGCUUAAGAGUGCUUGGGGUGGCCCUAAUUUGGUCAGGUCUGUUUGUUACAAGGCUUUUAUGAUUGCUGGAAAGUUACCUUAAGUUAUAAGUAGUUACAAAGGAAAUUAAACUCCUUUCACUACCCAAUGUUCCACUGCUCAAAGGACUCUAAACUCAGAUGCCCACAAUCUUGCCAACUGCCAAGUCUUAUUUCUGCUUUGUUUUCUUUUUUCUGGUUUUAGCCUUUCAUCAUUGGACUUUGUUAUUACCGAAAAAGAAAAAAGAAAUAAAACAAAUUAUUACGGAA